AUGUCUGCCCCUCGCCUGUUCCGCCGUCCCGCCAUUCUCCUCCUACCGUGCACUGUGACACUCUCUAUACCUCGCCAAAGACUCUUCUCGCAAUGCCGCUCUCGCCUUCAGCAGAAUUCAGGAAGGGAUAUAGAAGAACGUCUACAAGCUGCGCGACCGCUCGUCUCUCACAAUGCUGCGCGCAGGUUCACACAAGCAGGCAGUAGUCGCAAUUCACGUAUCACGGUCAUCGCGACUGUUGUCGCAGCCAUUGGCUUUUACUUUUACAACUCUCAGACGGUGCCUGUGACGGGGCGACGACGGUUUAACUUUCUUUCCGAUUCUAUGGUUGCUCGCGCGCAUUCAAAGGCAGCUGCGCAGAUCAUUGAGCAAGUCAGGGCGCAGGGUGGGCAUUUCUUGUCGGAUUGGGAUCCGAGGACGAUUUUGGUCAAGAGGGUUAUGAAAAGGCUGAUUCCUGUGAGCGGAAUGACGGAUCUCAAUUGGGAGAUUUUCGUGAUAGCCGAUAGUCGUACAGCUAAUGCUUUUGUUCUUCCUGGUGGUAAGGUGUUUGUGCAUAGUGGCAUCAUCAAUGUCUGCCGAAGCGAAGAUGCCCUUGCUGCGGUGCUUGGUCAUGAGAUAGCACACAACACAGCCUCGCAUGCUUCAGAACGUCUUUCAGCUGCGUGGGUAGGAAACUUGACAGCGGGCAGUUUAUUCUUUCUUGCUGGAGCACUUCCUGGUCUUGCGCUAUUUGGACUAUGGAAUGUUGUAGGGGGAUACUACUUGCAAGAUCUGCUCUUCUACCUUCCCAUGGGACGCAAGCAGGAGAGCGAGGCUGAUUACAUCGGAUUGAUGAUGAUGGCCGAAGCGUGUUAUGAUCCUAGGGCAGCUCUGGGCUUCUGGCAACGUAUGGAUGCUCUUCAGCACGCUAGUGGACAAGAGGCGCCAGAGAUGCUGAGUACUCACCCCUCUAAUGAGAACCGCAUCACAAAGAUUAGCGAGUGGUUACCACAGGCCAUGGAGAAGCGGGAAGAAAGCGAUUGCCGAGGAACAGCAGCAUUUGCGGAUCGUUUCCGUGAUGCAAUUCGAAGACGAUCUACUACCGUCGUGAACCUAGCUUGGCAUCAUAAGAACUACGCGUUUUGGGUAGAAGAUGACGACGGCGUCAUUCGAAAGAGUUUGAUUUUGUUUGAGCUCUCCCCCAGCCCCAAGUCUUCUGUAAUAGAUAAAAGUGCUGCUCGUGACCGUGAACCGAGGCAAAGUCCCCCCCACUUGCCGGGGAGCGUCUCCGGGAAGAACUCCUUGUUUUCUUUCCCAGCUUUCCUUGUCUCUAUCUUUUCAGACUUAUCAAACUCAUAUUUACGAUACGCUUUCUUCAUCUUCUCUCACAAGUUACUAAACUAUAUCCUCAAGACCAAUCUCAUCUACUUCAUCAUCAUGGGCGAGACAUACACUACCGCCGAGGUCCAAAAGCACAAGGACGAGGCCAACGGCUUCUGGCUUAUUGUUGAGAAUGACGUUUACGACGUUACAAACUUCAUCGAUGAACACCCCGGCGGCGCCAAGAUCCUGAAGCGUUGGUCUGGAAAGAAUGCCACAAAGGCUUUCUGGAAGUAUCACAAUGAGGGCGUCCUGAAGAAGUACGGAAAAGACCUCAAGAUUGGUGCUGUUGGCGAGAGUGCCAAGCUAUAA
Messenger RNA from Fusarium venenatum, 1671 nucleotides. The record is from RefSeq and is a predicted model, not a curated record. Lineage: Eukaryota; Fungi; Ascomycota; Sordariomycetes; Hypocreales; Nectriaceae.